AUGGAAGAGAUUGAAAACAACGAAUUCACGAAUGAAUCAGUUGCAGAGAGCAGAAGAAGCCUUGAAAGUGAAUUACAAGGUUUAGAAGCUGAGUCCCUAGCCGAGUCUUUGCCUGAAGGAUUUAAUGUAGAUGAAAAAGACUAUCCAAAGAAGAAAAGCUUCAACUUGACUUAUAAUAAAGUUAAAGAUAGAAUACCAAUAUUUCUAUGUAUCGCACAUGGCGCUAUUUGGGGCUUGUUAGCCAGGAAAGGAUUGGAAGCUUUGACGACUUAUAAUGAUUCUUUUAUAUCUGGAGUUAUAUGGGCUAAUUUCGCCGCCUGUUUAAUUAUGGGAAUCGCUGUUGAUAGCAACCACUUAUGGGAAAUAUUACUUGAAUCGAGUGACUAUUCACACAAAGGUGAGAUUCCAUUAUAUACUGGUAUAACAACGGGAUUCUGUGGUACAUUCUCAUCAUUCUCUUCGGUGAUGUUAGAGAUAUUCUAUAAGUCCGCUGAUACUAUGCCUGGUAAAUAUUAUCAUUACCCUAAUGCGGCAUAUGGAAUAAUGGAAUUUUUGGCAACUGUGCUAGCUCAUUUUGGUUUAUCAAUCAUGGGAUUUCAUAUGGGUAGACAUCUCAUUGAAAUAUUUGAUAAUUAUAUACCACUGUUAAAAAAGAAGACAUAUAAAAGAUUAGAAAUAUUGACUUCAGUGAUUGGCUUGGCUCUCUUUGUUAUUGUUGUUAUCUUGAUUGGCGUUAAGAAUAAUGGUUCUUGGAGGUCAUGGACAUUUGGAUGUUUUUUCGCACCAUUUGGAGCAUUGAUAAGGUAUUACCUAUCGAGAUAUUUAAAUUCUAAAGUCAAGAAUUUUCCGAUAGGUACUUUCUCAGCUAAUCUUUCUGGAACUUUGUUUUUAUCUAUUUUUACGUUACUCAGUAGAGGUAAAUCACCCAACAAUCUUCAGAGCCAAAUUGUCACUAAUAUCUUGGGCUGUCAUGUUUUAUCAGGUCUAGAUGAUGGGUUUUGUGGUGCUUUAACUACCGUUAGUACCUUCGUGGUUGAAUUAUUUGGGUUGAAAACUUCGCAUUCAUAUAGAUACGGCUCUUACUCAGUUAUUAGUAGUUAUGUUGUUGUUGUUUUAAUCUUGGGUGUUUUCAAUUGGACAGUUGGCUUAACAGAUUCCGUUUGCUCUCUAUAA
This is a messenger RNA of Debaryomyces fabryi, 1173 nucleotides long. RefSeq names its product FluC/FEX family fluoride channel. Gene Ontology annotation, molecular function: fluoride transmembrane transporter activity. Lineage: Eukaryota; Fungi; Ascomycota; Pichiomycetes; Serinales; Debaryomycetaceae. Gene Ontology annotation, cellular component: membrane. The transcript has a single exon. The coding region runs from base 1 to 1173 and encodes 390 amino acids. Gene Ontology annotation, biological process: fluoride transmembrane transport. The record is from RefSeq and is a predicted model, not a curated record.